This is a messenger RNA of Strigops habroptila (Kakapo), 7913 nucleotides long. It is a transcript of the gene LONRF3, whose product is annotated as LON peptidase N-terminal domain and ring finger 3. Bases 103 to 2337 code for a protein of 744 amino acids. Gene Ontology annotation, molecular function: protein binding. The record is from RefSeq and is a predicted model, not a curated record. The transcript is spliced from 12 exons. Lineage: Eukaryota; Metazoa; Chordata; Aves; Psittaciformes; Psittacidae.
GGGCGCUCCCGGCGCGGGGCGGCAGCAGCAUGGGCCGGCGGGGCCGUGCCGCGCCCGCGCCCCCUCCGCGCCCCGCCGCCCCGCACCGCUAGAGCCGCCGCCAUGGGCUCCCACCUGCCGCCGCAGCAGCGCCCGGAGCCGCCGCUGGUGCUGCAGCUGGCGGCCGGGGCUCUGCAGGCGCAGAACUUGGAGCUGUCGGGCGGCGGCCUGGGGCCCGAGUGGCAGGUGCUGCUGGGGCGCGCCGACGCGCUGGCGUUCGGCGGGCGGCUGCACGAAGCGCUGCCGCUGUACCAGCUGGCGUCCCGGCACCAGCAGCUGCGCGCCGAGCAGCUGGAGAAGCUGGUGGAGUGCCUGGCGCAGAGCGUCCGGAUCAAAGAGGGGCUGCCCGCCGCCGGGAGCGGCCCCCCGCAGCCCCGCGAGUGGGACGUCUUCAGGUGCCGCAAAUGCCAGGGCUUCCUCUUCGAGCCCGUUUCCUUGCCUUGCGGACACACGUUCUGCAAAAAGUGCCUGGAGAGGGACCGAGCGGCCGAAUCCCGCUGCGUCCUGUGCAAGGAGGCGGAGGGCGGCGCGGCGCCCGGGCAGCUCCCGCGGGUCAAUGUCAUCCUCAGCAAUCUGCUGGCCAAGUGGUUUCCCUGCCAAGUGAAGGCUUCGCAGCUCAGGCACGAAGGGAACCUCCUCUACAAGGAGAAGCAGCUGCAAGCCGCCCUGCAGAAGUACAACGAAGCGGUCAGCCUAGCUCCAAAUGACCAUUUGCUCUACAGCAACCGGUCCCAGAUUAACUCGACUUUGAAAGCUUGUGAAGAUGCGCUGCAUGAUGCAGAAACAGCAUGCAGGCUCCAGCCAUACUGGUUGAAAGGUCACCUAAGGAAAGGACAAGCAUUAGCUAAUCUGGGGAAAACAGAAGAAGCUUUAAGAGAGUUUCUAUUCUGCCUUGCUCUAGAUACUGGGAACAAGACUGCCAAGUCUGAGGCACAAAAGCUUCUACUUAGUUUGUUUUCACUCAUCCCGGGAAAUGCUCAGGAACACUUACCCGAUAUCCUGCAGCUGUUGUCACAUCACUCUAGAUUAAAGGGGAAUCUCCUAAAUUCAGUGGGAUCUGGAGGCACCAGCCAUAACCUACAGAGGUUGCUCAAGGUAAAUGUGGAACAGAAAAAGGGUUUUUCCAUUCAAGAGGAACCAAACGUAACUACUUCUGGUAGUUUGAGGAAAUCUAUACAAAUUACAGAGAGCAAAAAGGACUGCUCAGAGGAGGAGAACAAACUCGCCUCCAUGCCAGAAUCUACCUUUCUCAUUUCUGACAAGUGCAGCCUCCUGAAAAGGAAGUGCUGCUCAGAGGAGAUGCGAAAUGCUGAGCUCCCCUGCAAAGUGAUGAAGAAAGAUACAGUUGAUACUAAGGGAAGUAGUACCGGACAACAUACUCCGUUUGAAUUUGUGGAUCCAUCAGAUUUGGACUGCUCCCUGUGUAUGAGGCUUUUCUAUGAACCUGUCACUACACCUUGUGGACACACCUUCUGUCUCAAAUGUCUUGAGAGAUGCCUAGAUCACAACCCAAAAUGUCCCCUGUGCAAGGAGGGGCUCUCAGAGUGCUUGGCUAUGAGGAAAUACUGUAAAACAGUACUAAUGGAGGAGUUAAUAGCCAGAUAUCUUCCAGAGGAACUCACUGAAAGGAGAAAGAUUUAUGAAGAGGAAAUAGCAGAGCUUUCCAACCUAAACAAGAAUGUUCCCAUAUUUGUCUGCACAAUGGCUUAUCCCACAGUCCCAUGCCCUUUGCACAUCUUUGAGCCAUGUUAUCGCCUGAUGAUUCGAAGGUGCAUGGAGACUGGCACCAAACAGUUUGGGAUGUGCAUCAGUGACCCUGUAAAAGGGUUUGCAGACUAUGGCUGCAUUCUGGAGAUAAGAAAUGUGGAAUUCUUUGCUGAUGGUCGCUCUGUUGUAGACAGCAUUGGCAAAAGGAGAUUUAAGGUGAUACAGCACAGCCAGCGUGAUGGCUAUAACACAGCUGAUAUCGAGUACAUCGAGGAUCAAAAGGUGCAAGGACAAGAGUAUGCUGCAUUACUUGUUCUCCAUGAUUCUGUCUAUGAUCAGGCAUAUAUGUGGUUUAACUCCCUCAAGCAAGCACUCAAAAGUCGAAUUCUCAGUCAUUUUGGUCCAAUGCCAGCUAAGGAUCCUGACCCACAGGCUAAUCCUAACGGGCCAGCGUGGUGCUGGUGGGUCCUAGCUGUCCUUCCACUUGAGAACAGAGCUCAGCUCCCUUUCCUUGCCAUGAAAUCCCUCAAAGACCGCUUGAAUGGCAUCAGACGUGUCCUUACAUUCAUGUCUCGUACAAGAUCACGGUGAUGGUGAGAAGGAGAGCUGUGAAGUCUCCCACAGUUCUUGACUGUAGACUGUCUCUUGUAACUUCAUCUAACUGCAAUAAUGUCUUACAGAUUUGAGUGUCAGGAUGUUUCAAGCCUCAGUUUGAAAGGAAAUGCAUUCUAAAGAGCAAGGGAUGUUUAUGGAUACUUCAAUAGUUUCCAUUUGGAACUCUGAGAUGAUUACUCAAUCACUGCACUGCUAAAUUAAUAACAAAUGUGAUAGAACAAAAAGUGAUUUUGUUUGCCAUAAACCUUUUAAAAAGCUUAAGGGGUUUUUAUUUAUUUUAUUUUUUUUUUUUUAGUGGAUAAAGGAUAAACUGUGCAGUUUAAUGUGAAGCAGAAAUAAUAAUGUUAAUGCAUUAUUUCAGUGAACUGCAAAGUCUUUUAUUCCGAAUGGUUCAGGUUUUAUAUAACAUUGUGUAAAAUAAUGUUCACAACUUCCGUUUGAUAAUUUAUUUUUGCAACAUGAUUUUUUUGUUUCAAAAUGUAUAUUAUUUAUGUGUUCAUUCUCUAAAGGAAAGUGAGCUGCUCUAUUUAUUUAUAGUGUUUUUACCCUGUAUGUAUGACUGGGGCAAAAUGAUGAUUCUAGCAGUACAUAAGCAACUGCUUUGAUAAUUUUUCAGAUAUUUGUGUUCAAAUAAUGAAUGUUUUUCUACAUAUCCCCAGUUCUCCUGUAGCUUAAGAAGAAUUUUUUUCCCUUGAAACAGCCUGCCAUGAAGUCUUUGAAUAGCCAGAUUAUGUCUGAGAUAUUUCAGGCACAGUUGUUGGAUCUUGAUCCUAUGCCUGCCAAUGGGUUCCUAGUAUCACAAAACAGUCAAGCACAUGCUUAACCUUAGGCAUGAGUAUUCAAGUGCUUGAGAAAAUUCAAGUCUUGAUCAGUUGAUGUCAGUGGGGAUUUGCCAUAGUGGUUACAGAAGGAUCUAUCCCUGAUUUUUCACAGAACAGAGAAUAACUUGGAGUUAAAUUUAUGUCUGAAUUCUCUCUUGAAGAAUGGAUAAUGGCUACAAGCAGCUGCAAAGAAAGAGCCACAAUAUAUGAGAAGUGGCUUCUACUAAAGAAAACUGGAAAUUAUUGGUAUCAUUUCACUGUAGGUUACUACAUAGAUUUUUUUUUUUUUUUUUUUAAUUUUUUUUAAUUUUUCUUUCCCCCCAACUCUUGUUGCUGUUAACAUCACUUUUAUUUCUUACAAUUGUUUGGUGGGAUUUGGCUUUGGAGUGUGUAUAUGUGGUGGGUGGAGGGAGUUAUUUUGAACUGUAGGACUCAGAGGGCAGUUUUUGUCACAUGAGAAGGAAUAUGUUGUAAUAAAUGCUAUUUAUUUCACCCCAAUCUUCAGGCUUCUGUUAGCUUCAAAUCUCUACCCAGCCGCUGCAUUUCUCUUAAGAGAUUGGGCAGUGUUGCUAAUAAUUAACUCUCAAGGAAAACAAGUGAAUUAUAGCAAGAAGUAAUCGCACUAAAAAGAAGGUAAAAAUAGAGCAGAAAUGAGAACAGGAAGUAUCCUGGCUUUGAUUUUUAUUCUGUUUUAAAUCAAUAGUUCAUAUACUUGUUUCGCUGCUUUUAUUGCUUUCAGUCUACCACUUUCUGGGACUGAUUUUGCCUCCAUCUGACUUUUCAUUUCUCACUGAUUUCAGUGUGAGCAGAACUGGGCCUUUUAUUCUAAGCUGCUGUUUUCCUUUUCAGUGGCAAAAAUAGACUGAAUUGAGAAUGUUGUGGAAUGCUACAAAUUUCUUUAUUUUUACCCAGGAGAGCACUCUUUGCCAUUCCAUGCCUUUAUGAAAAAAUGCAGUAGAAUUUAAUGUCAAGCACAUCAUCAGAAAUAUUUAUUAAAGUAAUUUCCAUACUGUUAAGUUUUCAUAAAACUACCUUUGUUCCCCCUAUUCUAUAGAACUUUUCAACAAGGGUACCAAAGAAAGGCAUGGAAGACAAACAUGUUUCAACCUUGUGAUGCAAAUGGAAUACAUAUCCUGUGUUUGCAUUGAGCUACUCUAGAAAAGCUACAACUUAUUUCCAUACUCCUAGACUGCUGCACUUCUUCCAUAGGUGGUACUUUACAAGCUUCUCUGUAAAUAAUGUAUAGAAAUACAUACAGGUAUUUUUGAGGUUCAACAAGGCAAAAUGCCAGGUCCUGCAUUUGCGCUACAACAACCCCACAGUGCUCCAGCCUUGGGGAAGAGUGGCUGCAAAGCUGCGCAGGGAAAAGGACCUGGGGGUGCUGACUGACAGAGCUGAACAUGAUGCAACUUGUGCUCAGGCAGCCAAGAAGGCCAACAGCAUCCCGGCCUGUAUCAGCAAUAGUGUGGCCAGCAGGACUGGGGCAGUGAUCAUCCCCCUAUACUCGGCACUGGUGAGGCUGCACCUCAAAUCCUGUGUUUGGUUCUGGGCUCCUCACUACAAGAGAGACAUUGAGGUGCUGGAGCGGGUCCAGAGAAGGGCAACAAUGCUGUGAAGGGCCUGGAGCACAAGUGUGAUGAGGAACGGCUGAGGGACCUGGUGGGCUUUAGUCUGGAGGAAGGAAGGCUCAGGGGAGACCUUAUCACUCAACAAGUAACAGUGAUAGGACAAGAGGAAACGGCCUCAAGCUGCACCAGGGGAUGUUUAGACUGGAUAUUAGGAACAAAUUCUUCACUGAGAGGGUGUUCAGAUAUUGGAACAGGCUGCCUAGGGCAGUGGUAUGGAAUCGCUGUCCCUGGAAGUGUUCAAAAAUGGUGUAGAUGAGGCCCUUAGUGACAUGGUUUAGUGGUGGACUUGGCAGUGCUGGGGUAAAGGUUGGACCUCAUGAUCUUAAAGGUCUUUUCCAAGCUAGUUGAUUCCACGAUUCUACAUGUUCUGAACAAAAACAAGUGUAUGGUGGCUGACACCUACUAUGGCAUUUGUCUUCAUAAGUCAAUAACAAAGUGAUUUCUACUUGUUUGGAAGUAAAGCUGCAUUAAAUGCAAUUCUUCGUUAAAACAUUAUGUAUUAUUGCAUAACAUAGGGGGCCCACAUUGCUCCCAUAGGAAAAAGCUUUUUGUUACUCAUAUCUGUGAGAAAAGGAGUUUAGAUAUCUAUUUUAAACUGUUUUCUCACUGAUGUCAUUGUUCUUUUCCUCUGCAUGUUACAUCAUCUACAUACUUAUAUUCUGCCUAUUUUGUUAAUUUAGAAAUUUGCAUGGAAAGAAUCCUUGAUUUUAAAAGUGAGUAUUGUCUCUUCUAUUAGCUUUCACUAAAAAUGCCAGAAUUUCCUAAGCAGAAACUCGUGUACAUGCCCAGUAUCAUAAAUGCCCAGUGCAUCGGUUGCAACCUGGAAACACUGGACCUACUACAUGUAAUGCAUACAGUUGAUCUGCAUAUGCACAACAAAUCAAACACAUCAAGAAAGUUCAUCUGUACCUGUUCAGUAGGAUUCUAUCUGGGACUGCUCUAUGGCCACACAUCUUGGAUUAAUGGCUAAAGUCUGCAAAUUCCAUCAGAAAGAAAUAACCAGAUUUGCUAGAGAACACAAACCUGUCUAGGGAAAGCUGGACAAUGAAUAGCCUUAGCCUUCAGUGAGUUGAGACAAAGAUUCACUAAUGAGGUUUAAAACCCCAAAAAAAUCUAGUUAUGCCACAGUAUUGCUGAUUUUUUCAGUUGUAUUAAUCAGUACAUAGAUGUAAAUUACAACAUUGAUUAUAGGUAUGAAUAAACAGCUAAACAGAUUUAAAAGUACCUUCACUUACAGAAACAGCAUUGAUCAGAUAAAAUACUAAUUGGGGGAGUAUUUUAUUUAAGCUUCUCACAUUUUUUUGAGCUACCAAACCCAGGCCUAGACCUAGUCUUGCUCAUCUGUUAAAAAAAAAAUCAUGACAAACUUGCGUUUCUUGUGUGAGCAGAAGUAUUGAUCAAUCUUUGUUGUGAGGGUGUAAUGCACUGGCUUCUUGGAAAGGAGUUUUGUAGUUUUUAAUAAUGAAAUGAUAAAAUGGUGUGAUAGGCCAUUAUCAGUCUAAGUCUUAAAGAGAUAUUCUGGUCUUACUUGUAGAAGAUCCUCUUACUUUUUCUUAAUUUUAAGCGCUGAUAUCUUCCACUACCUUAUAGCAAUAAGAGAUGCCAGCUGUCAUACGGAAUGGCUGACCUAUGCCUUGGCUUAUCCUUCUGUCCUGUAUGACUGCUUACUAAUGGAACACCUAAACCAUGGAUUUCUUAAUCCAAAAAACCCCCUACAAACAAAACAUGGAUUUGGAUGUAGCAGGUCUGGCUUAAUCUGUACUGUAGAGAAAGAGCUUUAAAAUUUUUGGUUUAGAUGGUCUUUUCAUAGAAUCAUAGAAUCCCAGGUUGGAAGGGACCUCAAGGAUCAUCUGAUCCAACCUUUCUUGGCAAAAGCGUGGUCUAAGAUAAGAUGUCCCAGCCCCCUGUCCAGCCAAAUCUUAAAGGUACCCCAUGUUGGGGAAUCUGCCUGGGGAGAUUCCCAGGGAACUGCCCUGGGGAGAUAAUUCCAAUAGCUGAUUCUUCUCAUUGUGAAAAUUUUUCCUCUUACUGAUUUCCACUUGGUGCUGAAGUUUUACGGGCAUUUAAAUUAAUGAGAGACAGGAGUUAUUUAAAUGCAGUGUUUAGGAGUGGAGAAUAUGUUCACAAACUCUUAUUAAAAAAAAAGUGUAAAGUAACUACAGGAUUUUUGUGCAUAAAACCCCAUGAGGGGUAGUGCCCCCCAUUCCCCCAAGUCCUACACCAGAUGAACUCAGUCACUCCUUUCAACCCCUGCUUAGUUCUCAUUUAAUUUGUCAGCUUCACGACCUAAUUUGUAACUGGUGCAGCACAUAGUUUAGCAUAGCUACAGAAAAAUGGUAGUUUCAGCAAAGUCACUCUUUUGAGACACUUUGCUAAAUAAAUAGCACCUGGGUACAAGAAACUAAUAUGCUUAGGAUUAAAAUGGUGGAUAAUAAAAACAACGAUUACAUUGACUUACUCAUCCAGGUAUCAUGUGAAGUGCUUACUAAUGUUGGAGUUUCAUAAGGUCUAAAGUAACCCUCACAUAGAAGUGCCUGUAUUCUGUUAUUGCCAUUCUUGAGCUUUGUAAUAGAAUCAUAGCCAUAUAUUUUAUAAAUAUAAACAUAUGCACCUUUAAAUCUUUACAUUCAAUUUGCAGAACAAAGGUUUACAGAGCAGAAGUGUAGCAAAACCAAUGUAAUAGCUUCUAUAAUUCCCUGGUGAGGAACGGGAGAAGUACAAAAAUGAGGAGCAAAAGACUAUCUGUGUAAGAUGUCUUAAUUUGGAACCAUAUACUUGUCCAACUUAAUUCCAUCAAGCUAUGUGGUUACAAGAGUGCCAGAAAUAUAUCUAUCAAGCCAUUUUAAAUAAAAAGUUUUGUGGACUUGUAUAUUCCAUUUGUUUGUAAAACAUCCUUUUGUGCACUGUAAUGAACUUGAAAUGAAACUUAAGUUAUACUCUCAUAUCACUGAACAGAGUACUGUUCAGCUACCUCUACAUAAGGUUGAAGUAAUGUUUUUUUCCAAAUUUGUUCACAUUGUCAUAUAAACUAUAUUUUAAAAAAAAUCAUAGUCCAAAGAACCUGUAUGUGUUUGUAGAUGUACCUAUAACUAUGUUGUACCAA